GAACAAGAGUCAGACAUGCAAGUAGCAAAAGCAGACAGAAAAGGAGGAGAGAGAGAGCUGACCACCCCACCUAUCACACUGGAUACACUUUAUAAUCUAGAAAAUAAUUUGGACUUUCCCAAUUUAAACAAGAACAAUUCUUUGGCUGAGACUGAAGAGUUUGCCUUCUCUUUCAAGGAAUUUCAGCCCCCAGAUCACUGUCCAGUUUGUGAAUUCCCAGAGCCCUGUGUCCAAAUAGCAUCUAUGGCAUUUGCUAGAUCCCCUGAGGGUCUGCACCUAUCAAGUGAAAGCCCAAGGACAGAAUGUCCAAUAUGUCAUGACUCUAGACAGUUAGAAUACUCUGACAUCUUUGACCAAGCAGGCUGUAUUUCCAAUAUUGGCCAACACAGUGAGCAAACCACUGAGGAAGACGGAAAACAUUCUAUUGAAAAAGAGGGCAGUGAAAAUGCUGGAGAUGAGAAAAGUGUCAGAAGUGCUACUGGCAAAGGAAUUCCACCAUCCUGUAGGGAUUUUGUAGUUGCUCUGGAUCCCCAGGACCUACACAAUGCCCAAAGUGCAGAUCACCCUGUUGAUAGUGAAGUUGAUAGUCCUGCCUCACCAUUGGGGACCACAACAGUAACAAGUCCACUGCAGGAAGAUGCUGGCAAGGGAGCUUGUGAAGAAGGUUCAAUAUCGGACAUGGAUGUAGGUGGCCAGGCUCCCAGAAAAAACAUCACCUCUGAUAAGGACUUCCAUGAAGAUGCUCAGGGUUCUGCCUCCAGUAACCUCCAAAGUGAAUCUCCAGGGGAAGGUCUGCCCAAUACAGCUAAAGAGAAUGCAGAAUUGAGCCUUGCUUCAUCUUUGACUACAUCAUUACAGGCACAAGAUAUUACCAUAAAUUAUUUAGAGAAAUCCCAACAGCAUCUAAGCCCCCCAAUUAGGACCUUCGUGUUUCCAGUCAAGCAAGCAGGAGAAGAAACACUUUGCAUGGAGCAACAGACCUCAGUCAAUGAGUCGCCAUGUUUUUCAGUUCUUAAGGAGGACAGAACAGAAUGUGACCACAACACUGGUAGUCCUGCCUCUCCCAAUGUUUGUUUUGUGAUAGCCACUGAUGUGGCUCAGAUUAUAAAGCCUUCGAUCCCAGUGCCUUUCUCUAAUCAGACUCUGGCCCCUGAACCUGCUUCUAGCCACUUCAGUCAGCCCCCAACACCUGCACCAUACUCCAGACCUACUCAGUGUUUAACUCCUCCACCGAAUACACAUGUCCCUGCCCUGCCAGCAGUCCAUGCUCUUCAUCCCAAGCAUCCCAGUGAGCUGCUAGAACCACCACCAACUUCCAACCAGUGCUUAGCCCUAAAGUCCACUUUGAUUAAGGCUCCACUUUCUUCAGCCCCCACAGUUGACACUAAAUUAUCUGAUCAUACUCCAGCCUUUGAAUGUGAUUUGAACCAACAUAGACAGCUUCCAGACCCAUUUCCCAAUUCUGACCAGUCUCUAUCCCUGGAGUAUGAUGCUAACCAACCUGUGCGCACGUCAGUUGUUUUCAGUCAUACUAUGUUUCCUGAACUUAAUAUCAGUCAAUCCAGCCAACUAGUUAGCUGCAGCCAAUCCAGGGAAUCUACAGCUCCUGGUCUUAAUGACAGCCUUCCCACUCAACUUCCUGUCUUUGUGAUUGACGAGGAGCUUCACAACCCAACUUUGGCUUCCAGAUCCAAUCUUCCUCCAACUCCUGAUGGCAAACUUUUAACCAAGCAAUCAGUUGAAACACCAGCAUCCAAUUUACCUACUUGCUGCACAAGUGGGGAUAGCUGGAUACAUACAAGUAUGCCUGUUGUCAAUGUUGUUUCUGAGACCACCCCCUCUGUUUUGGAAUCUGAAAACCUUGCCCAGAUUCCAAACAUGGACAAUAGAGUGGAAGAAGUCUCUGUUGUAGAAUUGGCCGAGUCAGAGGAGACAGGCAUUCCACACGGCCAGAAAGACUGGGAUAUACAUGAAGUAUGCAGUGGCUUGGAGGUCAAUCUGUUGGGCAGACACUCAGAUUUAGUCAUUUUAGGAAAUGAAGCAUCAGUGAUAGACCCCAUCUAUAGUAUUCCUGAAACAAUGUCUAGUGCUAUGGAUAUGCACGAUGGGAAAUCUUCAUCUGAUCAUGCCUCCUAUCCCUCAGUCAAGAGUCAGAAAAUGUGUGAAGUCACAGAGUCCACAAAUUCAAUCCAGUCUCCUCCUCUUCUAGCUUUCACCAACCCCAUCCACUUCCUCCAGCUUGGCCCUCCAUCACCACCCACUAUCAGACCCCCAUAUGAAGCUGUCUCUCAAGGGUCACAGCGGCGGCAGCAGCAACAGACAAGAAAUACCAAAGACACAGAAGCAUCUGUGGUAAUGUGUCAGGUGGCAGAAGGUUCUGAAACCUUCAGGAAGGGCUUGGAAAAAUCAGUGAUGGAACCAGUUCUAGCUGCUGUGGUUCCUAGGAAGGACAGGCUAGCCAAACAUCCACCUUUAGAGAAAUCCUCUAGCUGUCCAGAUAAAAAUGUUAUUGGGCUGGACACAAAAGAAUCAGCAUCCAAUUCAAAGAAGCAAGAGGUAUUAAUCAGACAUCGAGCAAAAAGCAAGGAUUGGCAUCGACACGGUGUGAGAAAGGUCUCAAUACCAAUGGACAAUGCAUUCGAAGUAUUGUCAUCUCUUGUCCCUUCAAAGGAAACUACCCCUGUACACAAAGAUAUGGACCGAGUUAAAUAUGGAGAGAAGAAACCAGCAGAAGCAUUGGAAAACAUCAAGCGGCGACACUCCAAACUGAUCAACUCAUCAAGAUUACUCUAUCAGGAAUACAGUGACGUUGCACUGAACAAAGCUAUUCAAAGCCAAAAGAGAGCAGAUUCCUUGUCUGAAGAUGUGGAGCUGGGCUUCCCAGACUCCCCAAGGUUACGAAGGAAAGUGCUGUCCCCUCAAGACUCUUACCUACAACGCCUGUCAGUUUCAUCCAGCACCUCCCUCUGGCAAGAUAUCCCCAUGGUCCGAGGGAGCACAAUACUGCUUAGCAUGACCCGGGAGGAACAGAAGCUGCAGGAGGCCAAGUUUGAACUGAUUGCAUCCGAAGCCUCCUACCUGCGGAGCUUAAACGUGGCCGUGGACCACUUCCAGCACUCGCAGGAGCUUCACGCUGUCCUGACUAACCAAGAUAAGCAGUGGCUUUUCUCCCGUCUCCAGGAAGUGCGCGAUGUUAGCGCCAAUUUCCUCUUUGACCUGGAAGAGAAGCUUGAGGAGAACAUGUUCACCUUCAACGUCUGCGAUGUGGCACUGAGGCAUGCGCCAGAAUUCCGCAGGGUUUAUUUGCCCUAUGUGACAAACCAGACUUAUCAGGAACAGACCUUUCGGAGGCUACUGAAUGGUGUUCCUGCCUUUCAACAGGUCUUGGAGAGACUGGAGAGUGACCCUGUUUGCCAGCGCCUUUCCCUUAAGUCCUUCCUCAUCCUCCCAUUCCAGCGCAUCACACGACUUAAGCUCCUUCUCCAGAACAUAUUGAAGAGAACUCGGCCUGGUGCUGAUGAGGAAGUGCAGGCCACCCAAGCAUAUGAUGCUCUUGAGAAGCUCAUCAAAGAUUGCAAUGAAAAUGUCCAGCGCAUGAAGAGUACUGAAGAGCUGAUCUACUUAAGUCAAAAUAUGGAGUUUGAAUGCAAGAUUUUUCCACUUAUCUCACAGUCACGACGGCUAGUGAAGCAUGGUGAACUUACAGCACUGGAGUAUAAUCUGAAUUUAAAGUGGAAACUUACCACCCGGCCCAUCUACCUGCAUCUCUUUAAUGACUACUUGCUGCUGUCUCGGCCCAGAGAGAAUGGCCGCUUUAUUGUGUUCGAUUAUGCUGCCUCCUCAGAUGUGCGUGGAGAGAAGUGUGAAAUGAAACUGCACGGCGCAAACAAAAAUGUUUUCCGCCUCUUCCUGCUGCAGAACAAUCAAGGGAAAAAAGUAGAGUUCCUCUUCCGUACAGAAACACAGAGUGAGAAGCUGCGAUGGAUUUCUGCUCUAAUGCCACAACAAGCAGAACCUGACCUUUUGGAUGACUCUGAUCCACCUCAGGUUCAGUGUGUGAGGUCAUACAAAGCCCGAGAGAACGAUGAGCUGGCACUAGAGAAAGCAGAUAUCAUUAUGGUCCUGCGGCAAAGUAGUGAUGGCUGGAUUGAAGGAGUGAAACUCUCAGAUGGAGAGAGAGGAUGGUUCCCGUCUGAUCAAGUGGAAUUCAUCUCCAGCAAGGAAGCACGACAAAUGAAUUUGAAGGAGGAACAGCGUGUUAAGAAUGCCAAACAGCAGGUCUUUCGCAGGAAAUAAGAGUCUCCUCUCUCUGCAACACAAACACUUUUAUCCUCUGUUGUGUCUCCCUGACCAAACUGGAUAUUGCUGCAUUUGAUUCUUUGACCAAGAGAUCUUUCCAGAGGCUAAUAAACAAUGUUUAGUCCCACCAAAAAGAGACAUAGCGCUUACCAAAGAAAAAGAACUGACCUCAUGGAAAUAUUCUCUUCCUGUGCAUCACCAGAAAUAGAAAAAUAGUAUUAGAUGGAAAGAGCUGCAUCAUCUUUUUGUGUGAUGGUUGCAAAGAAGAAAUACAAGAGAGCUGAAAACUGGAUGUUAGGACUUCUAGGAACCUAUUACUGACUCUUCAACUGCAUGAACUCUCUUAGGAACUUUGCUUCAACUUCUACUCUGCAAAAUGUGGAUAUUUACCUCAUAGGAAAACAUGAGGCUAAAAUGUUAGUAUUGCAAAGUACUUUGAAUUCCUACAAAAGAAGACAUUAGAAAAAAUAUACUUUGUAGUUAUUAUCAUGGAGACAGGC
Messenger RNA from Elgaria multicarinata webbii, 4799 nucleotides. RefSeq lists its product as uncharacterized. Bases 16 to 4296 code for a protein of 1426 amino acids. Gene Ontology annotation, cellular component: cytoplasm; nucleus. Gene Ontology annotation, molecular function: guanyl-nucleotide exchange factor activity; protein binding. Gene Ontology annotation, biological process: activation of GTPase activity; intracellular signal transduction. The record is from RefSeq and is a predicted model, not a curated record. Lineage: Eukaryota; Metazoa; Chordata; Lepidosauria; Squamata; Anguidae. The transcript is spliced from 14 exons.